AUGACCCGCAGAGCCAUGCAACAUAGCCCAACUCCAACUGGGUCGAUUAUGAAGGAGGAAGGCGUAAAAACCGAUCCCACCGACCACCUCAGCUUAAGUGAGGCGGCAGAGAUUGAUUAUGAACGCCUUGUCGAGAUGGAACGCGUCUGCGUUAGAAAAUUAGAUCUUGCCAUUGCUCCUUUAAUAGGCGCUUUCAACUUUCUAUCUUUUAUUGACAGAUCGAAUAUCGGGUUUGCUGACACCCAAGGAAUGUCAGAGGACUUGAAUCUUAAAGGCGACGAGCUGAAUGUCGCGAUAUCCAUUUUCUAUGUAUUUUAUGUGCUGUCAGAGCUACCCAUAUCCAUGGUUGCGAAACGAUGGAGGUUUGAACGUGUGCUACCUACUCUCACUAUUGCAUUCGGUGCCGUCACACUUGGCAGUGGAUGGAUGACCAACUAUGCCAGUCUUGCGGCAACCAGGCUGGUACUGGGUCUAUUCCAGGGCUGUCUAUUCCCAUGUCUAGCUCUUUUUGUAGCAAACUGGUACAAGAGAGAAGAGCUAGCUGUUCGAAUGGCAUUUCUGUUUGCUUCGUCAGCUCUUGCGGGCGCUUUUGGUGGCUUGGUAGCAUUUGGUAUCUACCAUAUGGAUGGAGCAGCCGGCAUACCGGGUUGGCGAUGGAUCUAUAUCAUUGAGGGCAGUGUUACUAUUGCCUUUGGGUUCGUGUCUUUCUGGCUAGUCCCUGGGUCUUUUGAGACUGCUUGGUUCUUGGAUGACGAUGAUAAAGUUGCAAUGAGACGUCGAGCCGAGGCGAUGCACCAAUACAGUGGGGGACGAGGCCAUUUUGGCUUCAAACAUAUUCUCUGGGCUGCUAAGGAUAUCAAGACUUGGCUGCAUGCCUGCUUGCAGUUCUGUGUUAUUACGCCCCUUUACGGAUUCAAUAACUUCCUACCGAUUAUUAUCGAAGACGGACUCGGUUUUAGCAGUGUCCAGGCGCAAUAUCUAGUUAUUCCUGUGCAAAUGUGGGGUGCCAUUGUGUACAUGAUAAUUGCAUGGUUAUCCGAUCGACUCCAGCGACGUUACAUUUUUGUCAUGGUUUUCGGAUCUAUCACUGCACUGGGAUAUGUUCUUAUUCUAUGCCCCAUUCCCGCUGGUGUGCAAUACUUCUCCACAUUUUUGAUCACCACCGGAAUGUACAUCAUUGCCGGAAUCAACCUAUCAUGGGCCUCGCUGAAUUCAGCCCCGGAUGGGAAGAGGGGCGCUACGAUGGGUAUCACAUUGACAUUGACGGAUCUAGCAGGUGUUGUGGUUGGGCAAAUAUACCCAUCUCAUGAUAAACCAAAAUACUACCUUGGGAAUGGAUGGUCCCUUGGCACCUUGGUCACUGCCUUGGUUCUGUUCACCGCAGUGAAAAAAGUAUAUGAUCACCGCAAUCUAAAUAAACGGAGCGAAGAUGAUGUACAGGGCGCGGAGUGGGAUGACCGCGCUGGUGAUUUUAUAUACCUUACAUAG
Penicillium verhagenii is the source of this 1488-nucleotide messenger RNA. Its product is annotated as high-affinity nicotinic acid transporter. Gene Ontology annotation, molecular function: transmembrane transporter activity. Bases 1 to 1488 code for a protein of 495 amino acids. Gene Ontology annotation, biological process: transmembrane transport. Gene Ontology annotation, cellular component: membrane. The record is from RefSeq and is a predicted model, not a curated record. NCBI's taxonomy places the organism in Eukaryota, Fungi, Ascomycota, Eurotiomycetes, Eurotiales, Aspergillaceae. The transcript has 8 exons.